GGCUGAAGUCGAGGGGUCUUUAAAGGAGUUAACGAGUAAGCCAAUAGUUAAUCUUCUCCCGCUGUGACAAAAAUAAAGCAAAAGUAAUAAAGUUGGAGACCAAGCGCCAGAGCCGCAGCCUUCCCUAGUGCAAAGACAGAGGGAAGGAAACGGGUUUUGAGCCGCUAUGGAUCCUGCAAGUUUUUCCAGGAAGCUGUGGAGCGCGCGCAAACAGCUCAUCCUGAUGCUCGCCCCGCUACUGCUGCUCCCGCUUCUCCUCGUUCCGCCACCAAAGGAGACGGCAAAUGUUUGUAUGUGGUGCUGCUGAUGGCGGUGUACUGGUGUACCGAAGCACUCCCGUUGGCAGUGACUGCCAUGCUUCCUGUGUGCCUCUUCCCCACCAUGGGAAUCCUGCCUUCUAAGAAGGUCUGUGUGCAGUACUUCCUUGAGACUAACUUCUUGUUCCUGAGUGGUUUAGUUAUGGCGUCUGCUAUAGAGGAGUGGGGUCUCCAUCGCCGCGUAGCCCUCAGGCUGAAGAUCGUCGGAGUGAAACCUGCCUGGCUGAUUUUAGGCAUGAUGAUCACUUCCUCUUUCUUGUCAAUGUGGUUGAGUAAUACAGCCACAACAGCCAUGAUGCUACCCAUUGCUAAUGCCAUACUGGAAAGCCUUUUUGGGAAUGUGGAAACUCUAAAAGAGAACUGCAAGGACAAGAGUGAUCCAGAGGGUGAUUCUCAGGUGAAGAUGCAUGUGCUGCAUUUUGAAAAACAGAUGCUGGCCACAGAGGACAGACCGGACUGGACAGAUAGAUCAGAGCAAAAGAAUCUGGAAGAAGCCAGAAGAGAGGCUCAAUACCAGAUGAAGGUGUGGAAAGGAUUUCUGAUUUGUAUACCUUAUUCUGCAAGCAUCGGAGGAACUGCAACCCUCACUGGCACUGCCCCUAAUCUGAUCUUGGUGGGUCAGCUAAAGAGCUACUUCCCUGAAUGUGACCUCAUAAACUUUGGGUCAUGGUUUGUCUUCGCCUUUCCGCUCAUGCUUCUCUUCCUCAUUCUGGGAUGGAUCUGGAUUGCUUUCCUCUAUGGUGGACUCAAUACACGGCUUUGUAUUAGCAAACAUGAUGAACGGGAAGCCACAGAAGCAAAAGCAACAGCAGUUAUUGAUGAAGACUACAAGAAACUGGGCCCAAUAAAAUUUGCAGAAGUAUCUAUCGCUUUCUUCUUCAUACUUUUUGCCGUCCUUCUGUUCACACGAGAUCCAAAGUUUAUAACAGGAUGGUCGACUUUCUUCAACAAAGGCUACGUUUCUGAUGCAGUAACUGGAGUCAUCAUCAUCUCCAUCCUCUUUUUCUUUCCAUCCCAGCGUCCUUCUCUCCACUGGUGGUUCGAUUCAAGAGCCUCAAAUACACCAUAUGUGCCCCUGUUGUCAUGGAGAAAAGCUCAAGAGUGCGUGCCGUGGAAUAUUAUUUUACUGCUGGGUGGUGGAUUUGCAAUGGCCAAAGGCUGUGAGGAGUCAGGGUUAGCAGUAUGGAUAGGAAAGCACCUGCAGCCUCUCACCCAGGUCCCUCCUUCUGUCGCAGUUAUCCUCAUCACAGCCUUCAUCGCCUGCUUCACUGAAAUCGCCAGUAACAUGGCCACCAUCAUUAUCUUCCUCCCUGUCAUCGCUGAACUGGCCAUCCAUGUGAAAGUCAACCCACUGUACUUCAUGAUCCCAGCAACAACUGGUUGCUCUUACGCUUUCAUGCUUCCUGUGUCCACACCUCCAAACUCAAUUGCCUUUGCCUCCGGACACCUGAUGGUCAAAGAUAUGGUGAAAACGGGGUUUGUGAUGAACAUCCUGGGAAUUCUUUGUGUGUCUCUGGCCAUGAACACAUGGGGUCUUCAUAUGUUCAAUCUGCACACAUACCCCGAUUGGGCGAGACCUUUAAAUGCUUCCUCAGCAUCUGUGGCUACAUAUACUAUAGCAACUAUGAAUAUGACAGGCUAGAAAACAACUACAGAGACGAAUAUGGACUCCUAUUCAAUCCAGAUUCUGUAAAUACUGUAGAUAUAAGACUAAAAAGAAAUGGAAAAAUUGUUUAACUGAGGAAUUCCCACUGUGGAUGGAUCAAGACUAUCAUGACCUCACUUCCUACUCAGCACUGCCCUCAUGUGCCUUGAUGCCGCUUCACUAAUUUGGGGCAGGAAUUUUAAAAAUGUUUAAAAAAUAUGUUAUGUUUAUAUAUGUAGAUUUGAACUGGUAGGAAGCAUGUUAAUUUCAAGAUUUUAAAAUCUAUUAUGGAACUCUUAACAUUGUUAAUAAAGUAUCCUCUGCAUCUGUUUCUUUAGAUUGUAAAUGUGUUGUGUUGUCAUUUGUAUUAAUGUUGUAAAUUAGUUGUAUUUAUGCAAUGUAUGCUAUAAUUAUUAAUUAUGUAACAUUUCUGUUAUGAUCUUGUGCUCAUUAUCCAUAAAUCCCAAUUAAAGCUUUGA
Molecule: messenger RNA, 2441 nt
Organism: Cyprinus carpio (common carp)
Lineage: Eukaryota; Metazoa; Chordata; Actinopteri; Cypriniformes; Cyprinidae
Product: solute carrier family 13 member 3-like
Exons: 13
Coding region: 307-1959 (550 amino acids)
Biological process (GO): citrate transport; monoatomic anion transmembrane transport
Cellular component (GO): membrane
Molecular function (GO): sodium:dicarboxylate symporter activity; citrate transmembrane transporter activity; succinate transmembrane transporter activity
Source: RefSeq, a predicted model, not a curated record